UUCUUUCGUGGAAAGCACUGGUAAUGAAACAAAAUGGAACUAUUAAUUGGAAAUCCUGAACUGUUUCCUUGUGCAUUGUGUUUAUUUCCUUUUUUUCAAAGUAGCUGUCAACUUCAGUAUAAAAUCUUGCAAGAUAUGUCAAUUAUAAUAAACAUAUCUGUGUCAGUGUUAGGAUCCGUGUUCUGGGUCUAAAAUUAUAAACUAAAAUCUUGAUUUGUUUAUUAGCGGCACGAAAAUUAGUUUCUUCAGUGAAACCGUGACGCAUAAGUUAAUAGGCCGGCCGUUGUCGUAAUACAAUAGUACCAGAAUACAAGUAAACCCUGCAUUUACGGGGGGUAAUGACCCGUCACACAGAGGCGAGUGCUGGAAAUAAUAAGACCAGAGGAAUAGCGCGGAACUGCUUUGCAUCCUGUUAAAUAUACGACCCUUUGUCUCUUGUAUUUCCGGGUUCAGUACGACACCUGUCUUUCGCAACUUUGAGGCUCUCUAUAUAAAUCGUGCUAAAAGCAAAUACACGGUGCCGUCCAUUAAUCAGCCUACGGAUCCAUAACACGCAGUACACGUGGUGUGUUCAUAUUAUAUAGGAGAAAAUAUCAACAGUUGAUGAUCCCAUUAAAAAUAUAGUGAGAAGUUCUUGCUGCUUCAUGAUGUCAUCUAAAAUAUGUACACAGUCGAGACUAGCUUACCUAUCUGUGAUGUUAUUUAUAGCUUUAAUUGCCUGUAUAGGAAUCGUGGUUUGGCUUGGUAUAACAAGGCCGCAGCAAGAAAAAGCACCUGAUGCUCUGGGUGAGAAUGCCACCGUGCAGGAAACUGUGAAAUAUCUGAGAAAAACAUUUCCCGGUUAUUUUUUUACCCCCGAAGAACAGCAGUAUUUAAUUGCCAAUGAGUCCAAGACAGAAACAGUGCUCAAACCAGCAAACGUUUCCACAUCUAAUUGUUCAAUGCCGAAGUGUAACUACUUCCCAUAUAAGCCUAACCCAGAACAAAAUCAACCUGCUAGAAGGAGGCGGUCUACACCGGGGGUAGUUUACCACGGAUGUUGUGAAACUAUUGCGGUGUAUACAGCUCCGACGGCACUCCCCAAUCUGCAAAUUCCUCCGAUCAUACGGAAGUUACCUCAGUUCCCGCAAAAUGCUCAGCAAGUAUUCAAGACCGAACAGUGCGGGCAUGUCAAGGGCUGCACGGGUUGUCAGUGUAUACAAGAUCCCAAAUAUUUUGCAGCAGUCUACGAGAGGGAUCCAGGGACGUAUAAUGAGAUCUCUGACAAAUAUGCCAUCGACUGGUUUCAACUGCCCGGCUGCUGCCGCUGUAGAAACAUUGCCUGAAAAAUAGAUGGGCACCGUGAAUACCUUUCAUACUGAGGCCUUGGUUGGAACAUUUGUACACUGGAUGCUUAUCUUACAAUCUUACCAUUUUAUUUAUUAUUUUUUAAUGUGAACUGUAAUGAAUCUCAUGUAUAAUAAAUAAAUAAUAAGUAUAGAUCAUAUAAAUCAAAGACUGAAUGCAGUAGUGGUGAACCGGCAACAGUGAAUCGAAAUUGCGUUAGUGACGUAAUUUUUUUUUCAAAACCACCACGAAAACCUGCUCCAUUUGCAAAGAUAUGGAUAAUUUUUUGUUACAUUAAAGUUGUUUGUGUGUAUAUACAUUUAUGUACAUAUAGGCCUACUUUUGUAAGCGUCUUAUUUAGUAAGCACAUCCUUCUAACAAUUCACAAUAAAAAAACACAUUCAUUUUUGUAAAUAUUAGUACAUGUAAAUAUGUGAACCUAAAUGUGUUAAAAUUCCCGUGGAUAUUGCAUACUGCGUAAGGAGCAGAAGCUGAAAAACAAAACUUUUUUCGUUAUUGAUAACUGAUGAUUUACCAUUCGUUAAAUGGCAUGAUAUUCUUCUUUUUGACGUGGUUUACAAAACUCUACACGAAUUUCGACAGUUGUUAAUUUGAUACGAAUUUUUUAUGUGACUGGUUAUAGCCCAGAGUCCCAGUCUUUCUUCCGAUACCAGUUUCCAACCUGUGCCAAAAAAAUGAGACGCGGCCUCUGUCAUCCAUAACCGCUUGAAGUAUGUUUCUUGCAAAACAAACUUUACACAGCGGUGAACAAUGCUCCUUAAAUCGAUUUUUCCUCGUUCUCUAGGAAAUCUUACCCGUUAUUUCAAAUACAAUGACUGCACAUUGACAGUGACCGCAUAAUGAAAACACUUUGGGCAGAAUUUUGGAUUUAUUGAUAAUAAUAGAACGGUUCACAAAUAUCAUGAAGCAAUAUAAUUCUAAUUAUGGCAUAAAAUAUAUAUCGAUAAUUAAUCAGGAAUUGUCAGAGGGGCCGACUGAAGAGCAAUCCAGUCCCAGCUCGCAAAAGAGCGUUCCAGGUCGAUUGAUAUGCCUAUUGUCGCUUAUUUACUGAAAUUACACGAGAAUUUACCUGGUCGUCAAUGGCAACAAGUUAGGAUCGAUGGAGAUCAAUAUCUCUUUGUUCUGACGCAGUUUGCGAAAAUGGCCCGAUGGUUUUCUAUCCAGUUGAUGAAAAGAAGCUAAUAGACAGUUUGUAAUAAACUUUAUUUGCCCCUGAAAGAAAAUAGGGAUGUUUCAAUGUGACUUGUAUUAACGGAAGUGAUGACUGACAGAAGUCAGGAGAUUGAUGUAUAAACGCGCAAGCCAUCUGCGAGACGGUUUAACAGUGCGCAGAAUUAAAUAUUCACGGCAAUCGAACGCGUUUCAACAUGACAUCAAAUAUUCAUGAGGACUAUUGAUAGUUCUGUGGGGAUAGGAUGUCAAAUGAUCGAAUGUUGUUGCAUGAGUAUUGAAUAGGAGGAAUGAAACAGCACAGUUAGCCACAGAAGAGAGCAACACGGCACCAACAAGGGCGAUAGAACCUCUGACAAUUUGACACCCACCUUGUGCUGGGUAGGCCGUCCUGGAAUUGCACAUAAGUUAGUCAGCUUGAAUAUGGACAGAUAAGUGUACGCAUAUCUAGUAAAUUUACUGACUUUUGAGGGCAACGUAAAAUCGGCGUGAAGUAAGUGUUUGUCCCACCUAAACUACCACCAUGGGGAGUUGCGGCUCCAAAGCGGAUAACCCAAAGAACAAGACGUACCACCUUCAGACGUGUGAUGAUCAUGAGGGUGGCAUUAACUGUAUGGCUAUCAGUGAUGAUAAUUCCGUCCUGGCCACUGGCAGCGAGGACAAAACAUGUCGUCUGUGGAGCACAAAGACUGAGCAAGUCCAGUGCAUUGGUAUUCUGACCGGCCAUGAGGACUAUAUCAAUUGCAUCUGUAUACUGGACAAUUACGUUUUGACUGGAAGCGCGGAUAAAACCGUCCGAAAGUGGGACAUUGCCACUUGUGAUUGUGUGAUGAUUUUUAACGGCCACAACUCGCUGGUCAAUCGUCUGAUUUGCACUGGAGACUUUGUGUUCAGUAGUUCAUAUGAUAGAACAUCUCGAUGCUGGGACUUUGAAACUGGAGAGUGCAUACGUGUUUUCACGGGCCACAAAAAGGGGGUUUACCCCCUAAUCUUCAUUCCGGCGGAUUCGGAAGACGUGACACCGGAGAGUUUUGAUUGGGACGGAAAUAAAGACAUACUCCUUUCUGGAUCUGCAGACUUCACUGCUCGGUCCUGGUCGUUUGAGACGGGGAAGACGCUGAAGGUUUUCCAGGGUCACACGGGAGCGAUUACGUGCAUGGCGACGGAUCCGGCAGGCAGGACGCUGUUCACAGGCAGCACGGACCACAGUAUCCGCAGUUGGAACAUCAUUAAGGGUGACCAGAUGAAGGUGUUCGAGGGACACGCUGGGUCUGUCAUAUGCAUGGUGGUUGUCAAUAAGAUGUUGUAUAGCGGAAGCUCAGACCAGACAGGUCGAGCGUGGGUGACAGAAUUCGGAGAUUGCACACGAAUCUACAGAGGACAUAAACACAGCGUGAGCUGUGUAAAGUUUCAUGAAGGACUUGUAUUCACCGGAUGUGGAGAUACGUUAAGCAGAUGUUUUGAUGCCAAAUCAGGGACGAUGAAGAGAGUAUUUCGUGGUCAUACGUUCGCAGUUAACUGCCUACAGGUUGCUGACGGAAAGCUUUUCACCGGGUCACAUGACUGCACAAUACGCGUUUGGGACAUCACCGGAAUGAAAGAUGACAUCACAUUUGGACGGGACGAUGACGACAAGGAGAAAAAUAAGUCAGAAAAAACGGUCGAUCGUUUGGAGGUUGACAAUAACCAAAAUGACGUCGACAAGAGUCAAGCACAAAUUAUCAUAGAAGACGAAACGAACCAACAAAACGGUGUUUCUAACGGACACGCCAUCAUGUCUCCAAAUAAAGCGGAAAAGGAAAAACAAAUGAUUGAACUUGUUUAAACAAACAAUUUCCUUCUAUAGCACGAAAAUUCAAAUUUAUUUAUCUGACAGAGCUAGAAUUUCCUUGUAAAAGAAACACAUUUAUUUAAAAUGCUUCUAAUAAGUUUUAUAUUCCAUAAUAUAUCGGAAAAAUAUUUACACUCAAUCAUAUCAUUGUUGUUAGUGUGAACUUGACAAUGUGAACACUGCCUCUGAAUAUGAGCAUUUAUUUUGCCAUAUGGCAGAAUUAUGCCAAAAAUCGUCAAUACUGUAAGUGUUUUACUUGUAUACUGUCACGUGGAUCAGAUUUUGUACAUAAGCA
Molecule: messenger RNA, 4643 nt
Organism: Lingula anatina
Lineage: Eukaryota; Metazoa; Brachiopoda; Lingulata; Lingulida; Lingulidae
Source: RefSeq, a predicted model, not a curated record